UUUAUCCCAUUUGUUUCUAUGCUGCUGUAGGGCGAUAUGGAAAGAGAACUUACAAUGGUGUGAAUAAUUUUGAUUACAACUGUAAAAAAAAAAAAAUGGUUACGCUUUACUUGAACUAAGUAGAAAAAUAACAGGACUCCUGCCUCUUCUCCUGACAGGUGCUCGGUUCUCCUGAACGGCCUUACAGCGAUGGCGGAUGCCAUAAACAUCUCUAUGGUCUAUUUCUCUCAUCAGGACUUCCUCCUGUUGGGAUUCCCAGGCUUCCAUAAAUCUCGGCACCUCUUGUUCAUCCCAUUCUUUAUCGUCUACCUCGUCAUCCUAGUCACCAAUGGUCUGAUCAUCCACACGGUGCGGGCGGAGAGCUCCCUGCAUGCUCCAAUGUACGUUCUCAUCUCCUCGCUGUCUGCCGUGAACAUCUGCAGCACGACCACCAUAGUACCAAAGAUGCUCCUCGGAUUCCUCUUCCAUCAGAAUCACAUAUCACUGGAUGGAUGUUUGAUUCAAAUGUUCUUCAUUUACUGUACCUCUUUGCUGGACUGCAAUAUCCUGCUGAUGAUGGCGCUGGAUCGGUAUAUCGCCAUCUGCAGGCCAUUGCGUUAUUCCAGUAUAAUGACCAAGCAUAAUAUGUUCCUCCUGGCGUUUGCCUCAUUGAUACGUAGCGUAUUUACUGUAUGCCCUAUCAUCUACCUUGCUUCUCGGGUACGUUACUGCAGAUCAAACAUCAUCCGCCAUUUUGCUUGUGAGCACAUGGCCCUGCUAGGUUUGGCCUGUAGUAAUAUCACCAAAAAUAAACUGGUUGCGUUAAGCCUUAGAGUCUUCUCCCAUAUAUUUGACAUGAGCUUCCUCUCCAUCUCAUACGGCAGCAUCCUGAGGGUCGCCCUGACCAUCUCCAGCGGAGCUGCAAGACACAAGUCUCUACACACAUGUGGGACCCACAUCCUGGUCAUCCUGAUCGUCUACUUCUUCAGGAUGUCAUCGUCUAUUGUCUACAGGGUGUCCCGAUCUGUGUCUCAAGACACACACAACCUUCUCACUGCCAUGUACCUAUUCAUUCCUGCCCUGGUCAACCCAAUCAUUUAUGGUCUAAUGACCAAGGAGAUCAGAAUUCGGAUCCUAAAUGUCUCUGGCCAGGUACAUGUAAGAUUUCACACGACUGGCUAG
Messenger RNA from Hyla sarda, 1161 nucleotides. RefSeq names its product olfactory receptor 52K1-like. Gene Ontology annotation, molecular function: G protein-coupled receptor activity; olfactory receptor activity. The record is from RefSeq and is a predicted model, not a curated record. Gene Ontology annotation, biological process: G protein-coupled receptor signaling pathway. The transcript has a single exon. Lineage: Eukaryota; Metazoa; Chordata; Amphibia; Anura; Hylidae. The coding region runs from base 190 to 1161 and encodes 323 amino acids. Gene Ontology annotation, cellular component: membrane.